Molecule: messenger RNA, 4098 nt
Organism: Planococcus citri (citrus mealybug)
Lineage: Eukaryota; Metazoa; Arthropoda; Insecta; Hemiptera; Pseudococcidae
Gene: MYPT-75D
Product: Myosin phosphatase targeting subunit 75D
Exons: 11
Coding region: 1142-2749 (535 amino acids)
Cellular component (GO): cytoplasm
Molecular function (GO): myosin phosphatase regulator activity; protein binding; enzyme inhibitor activity
Source: RefSeq, a predicted model, not a curated record
AUAAACCCAUUGAUGUCCCUAACUGCAGAACAAAAUUAUAACACUAUCUGGUUUUUAAAAAAUAAUACGAAUGUUCAAAGGCUGAUGACCAUUAUCGAUUGAAAUGAAAUUUGAUUUUUCCUCCUAAAAGGUACCUGAGCCUCAAUUUAUUUUAAAGACAGGCAUUGAAGUAAAAAAUCAAUGAUUAUAGGUACCUUGAUGAUGCAAUUUCGUCAUGAACAAGGUAGGAAAAUGUUUUUUCCGCCAUGUUCUUUAUCUUUACAUUCUUCUUAAAUAUACCUACCUUACUAUGUAUUUUAAUGAAAGGAAAUGCAUUUCCGUUGAAUAGAAUAAAAUUGCUUUCACAUCAUCAAUGCAAAUUACAUGCAGUAUUCCUUUAAAUAGAUCUCAACGUGUAGAAAUUCUAGCUGUUACCUUCUUGCCUGCUGAUCUGAUCGACAUUCAGAACGUACCUAUUUAUAUUUAGGUAAUUAAAAUGGUUCUUUUCAGUUUUCUUUUCACUACAUCGUGUAGUAAAAACUCAAUUUUUUUUACCGAUUCUAUUUUGCAUUUUAUUCAUUUAAAAAUUAAUUUCGAAUUUAGAUACCAUUCCAGCGUAAAAUUCCUUUAAGUUUAAAGGUGUUUUUCUGCUCGAUCAGCUGAUUCGCAAAACCAAACAGGUAACCUUGCACUUGACCCGAAAAGACAAAAUCAAAACAAACGAUUUGAUUGGCUGAUUCAGCAAAACUCAACCAAUCACAAUCCUCCAUCGCUGUACAAUUUAAUUUUUGUAGAUAGCGCUACGUAAUUCUGCACCUGUUUCUGUACCGGAAACUCAAUAAAAUUGCCAGUAUCCGCAGUUGUUUUUUUUUCAUGGAGAAAAUUUUUUGAAAAUUUAGCACAUCAUCAAUUUAUUUUAGAUUAGUUUUAUUUAAUUAUUAUUUAUAAUUUUUCGAGUUUAUUAAGUUUAAGAUGUUUCACGUUCAACUACGAAUCUACCGAUGUCAAGAAACCGACCAGCUGUGAUGAAAUUAUUCGCGUAUUGUUCAAAAUAUGUGUCAAUGGAUCUCUACUCGAGUCGUUAAGUAACAAGUGGUGAUCGAAUUAAUGGAUCUAUUUCUAUUGGAAUUUUGAUCGAAGUUGAGGUGAAGAAGUGUUCAGAAUGGAGCACGCAGAUUUGAUCUCUGAAAUGGCUCAUAUUGAGCAUAUGAGCACUCAAGAACGACUCUUGCUGGCUAGACGGAGACGUAUACAGCAGCUGAAAGUAUGGUCGCAGAGGGAGAAGGAAUGGAUUAGGCAGCAAAGGAAUUCUACUAAAACGCUGGAGAAAAAUCGAAGAAAAAGGAAUAUUACUUUCAGUGAUAACGUUAUGCUUUUGGAAGCUGCAUCGAGAAAUGAUAUCGACGAAGUUCGACGUUUAUUGCUCAAAGGAGUAAGUCCCAGUGCUACCAACGAAGAUGGCCUGACAGCAUUGCACCAGUGUUGCAUCGACGAUAAUGAAGAAAUGAUGAAACUUUUGAUAGAAUUCGGCGCCGAUGUGAAUGCCGAAGAUAGCGAAAAAUGGACCCCCCUACAUGCUGCGGCUACUUGCGGCCAUUUGCACCUUGUCCGGUACCUGAUUAACAGCGGCGCUAAUUUACUAGCUGUGAAUGCGGAUGGCAACAUGCCCUAUGAUAUUUGCGAAGAUGAGGAAGCUUUGGAUUAUAUAGAAAAUGAGAUGGCUCGAAGAGGCGUUACUCAAGAACUCAUCGAUGAGACUCGUGCCAGCACCGAGAUGCGUAUGUUACGAGACCUUCAAGUAUCCGCCAUGCAAGGUCAAGAUUUGGAGGGUGUGGAUGAGCAAAAUGCUACACCGUUGCAUAUCGCUGCUGCGAACGGCUACUUGAGAGUGGUGGAAUUUCUGCUCGAUCAGCAUGUUUCAGUUGAUGCGAAAGAUUUAGACGAUUGGCAACCGGUUCAUGCUGCCGCCUGUUGGGGACAUCUGGAAGUACUGGAGUUAUUGGUACAAAAUGGAGCUGACUUGAAUGCACGUACUAAACACGAUGAAACUCCAGCAGAUAUUUGCGAAGAUCCGGAAUUACGCGAACGAAUCAUGCAAUUGAAAUGCGAACAGGAAAGUAAACGGUUGCAAGAAGCUCAGAAACGUCGUGUCAAAAGAACACAAUCGAAUAACACCCGUGCUCAAUCUGUUCGGCGGACUUCGAUUCGUGAGAAAUCACUUACAUCUAAAAAAGAAGCUAUGGAGGAGGCUAAACUUAGGCUGCAAGCUCACGAUGUCGAUAUAAUCGAUGGUAAAAAUUCCGAGUCGGAGCUGGAUUUUUCUUUAGAAUACGACGUGCAACGUAAUAAAGAUUGCAACAAGAUCGAAAGAACGGUUAACGAGACGUUGACGGUGGCCAGAAGAGAGCCCGAAGGAAAGGAUAACGAUUCGAUCAACACGGUUAAUUCGUUGAACACCGAUCCCAAUAAAAUGGUGCCAUUAGAUCUACCAACCGAAACCAUGUACAGUACCGAAGACAACGGUAAAAUAAACAUACACGUGUCCGUCACCAUAAACGCGAGUACAUUGGCCGAGCUGAAGAAGCAACGAGCUCAGCAUCGGAAUUCUAGUCCGGAUAUAUCCAUGUAUCCUAAUUUUCAUCCAGUAGUUCCUGCUAUAGAAAAUGGAGCCGUAGAUCCCGAUACACCGGCUGUGAAAAGGUUCGCUGGCAAUACAGGCGAUCAAUUGGUCGGAGAUCCUCGUACGACAAGAUGCUGCGUUUUGUUAUGAAAUUAUCGUCUUCAUAAUUCAUUUCUCCUAUAUCGUUCAUCAAUCAGUAUUACUAUUUAAUUUAUUUAAGCGAGUUUCUUCUACGUCUGUCAUCUGUUCUGUUCGGUUCUGUCGAAUCGAUUGUGUUGUGGAGGGGAGGAAGGGUAGCGACGUGCUGUUUUUCAAUUGGAGUUUUAUUUCCGAUAAUAUACCUACUGUGAUUUUUCAUGUUGCAAAAAUUGAAUAGCAUUAUAUGACUGAGUAAUUUUGAUCGUGCGCAAGAAGGAGCUUUAAAUGUUAGGAUAGUUAUAAGUACCACUGAUCGGUCUCAUCCUGAAUAGUCAGGAUUUAAUUAUGGACUGGCCCCGAUUAGAAGGUACUAUUCUUCGAAAAAUUCGUAUUCUGUAUUUUGAAAUACGGAGAUUUUUUUUCAAUGCAAUUGUAACGCGUUCGUUAUUAUUUAUAUUUAAUAUAAAAAAAAUCGAACUUUAGUCUUCCUUCGAAAUAACCCUAUCUUGAUGAAGUAGCAAUGUAUUGAUUUUCGUGUUCGAAUAUUGAAUAUUAUUAUGUAUAAAAAAUCGAACGCUCCUUUUUUCUAUUAUUUUAUCGUUGUGCCAUUUGUUCGUAUGGCUUUUUCCUACAUUUUUAUUGUUUUUCUUUCUUCUUCGUGCAUUUUACAUUUUUUUAACUGUAUUUGUGAUAAGUUUCCAACAUUCCUUUUUAUAAAUAUUAUUCGAUUCACUACCCUCUAUUGUGAUGUUACAGUUCUUCCAGUAUUUUUGUUUAUCGAAGUAUUCGUUUGCAUACUUCUUCUUAAUGCAUUUAGUUAGGCAUUUUAGCAGUGUGGAGAUUUUUUUUUCUUGAACGAUGAUUAUUUAAAUGCCUCGUGUGUUGUUCGGUCUCUGGUAUAGACGAGGAUAAUAUUUUGAAAUAUAUUUUAUUAUGUAAAUGCGAGUGAGUGAAUUUGACUAUUACAUCAUAUUUUUUUUAAUACCAAGUGUUUUACGAAACCGUCCAUUUUCCUGGUUUGUUUUAUUAUUUUUAAUUACGAAUACCUACUCGAAAUUAUAAAUUUCAAGACGAACUAUUAUUGUAGUACGUUAAAUGCAUAUAUUUUAUCAUUUUUAUGUUUUCACAUUUUUUUUAUCUUAUAAAGAUUUUUUUUCAUAUUACCGCACUAAGUAUUUUAUGACGUAAGAUUUCACAUUUUUUGUGUUUGAAUUUGAACUUCGAAGAUUGUUUGUGGUUGUAAUUUAUUAUUUCGACAUUUGACAGUAUUAUUAAAAUUACCUUCGUGUACUUAAUUUUCAAGUAUUUAUUUUUGUUUGGGGUCAAUUUUUAUCUCAAUAAAUGCUUCAUUUUGGUGUUUA